This is a messenger RNA of Lachancea sp. 'fantastica', 1971 nucleotides long. Lineage: Eukaryota; Fungi; Ascomycota; Saccharomycetes; Saccharomycetales; Saccharomycetaceae. The record is from the annotation of a GenBank genome assembly.
AUGACACGAUCUAACGAACUGGUUGGAAAGUUUGGUCGUUCUGCGAACGACCCAAAGAUUCUGGGCGCAUUGGAAGAUUUGUGCAAGAUAUACUCGCUAGACGCAGAUGAGCUUUACAUCAGAUGGGAGCAGUACUCGUAUCAGAAGCAAAGGAAAUCAGACGACCUGGAUCUCGAGGCAAUUAGCAGCUUCAAGCAAGGCAUUCAGCAACAGGUGGAGAAGAAGGCGAACUCCGUUGGACAGUCGUUGUCCGCUUCUUCGUCUGCAAUCAAGAAACCUAAGAAUUUGAAGCCAAACAUGUCAAGUCCUUCAUUGUUUGGAUUCGGAAUGCCCAAGACACCGACUGUUAAGAAGAGGAGGGUAGAUAUCACGCCAACGGCCCAAAAGAACGAACAAUCUCCCGUAAUGGCUUCUGCAGGUCAGAACGAGUCCUUUUUUACCCCGUCCAUGGGGCUGGAUACAAUGAAAAGGGCCUCCUCUCCAAAAUCGACUGUUCAGUUGAAUAAUCCCGAUCCUGGAAAAACUGUUGACGUUUUGAAUUUGGCGAACAUGGAAGAAGCUUCUGGUAUCGAAACGGAGAAACCCAAUAAGAUUAAGCUUGCUCCAUAUUUUGAAGCCUCAAAAUUCAACUUUAGAACAAUGCGACAAAAUCUUCUUGAUGCUGCUGAUGUACUUGACGAGCAAAUAGAAAUUUUCUCAAACAUUAUACAACAGCAUUACGAUAUACCUGUCAAUGAUAUUGGAGACCCUUCGAUUCAGUCACGAUCUGAAAUCGUAGCGGUAGGAAGAAUUGUUGCCGAUUCACCAGUCGCAGAUGGUAUAUUGAAUACUGAGUCGCUUGCACUCGAAACGUCUAGACUUACCGGCAUUGGUCGCCGAAUUCAGCUAAAUCUCGGAAAGAUCAAAGAGCUCACACUUUUUCCUGGCCAGAUAGUCGGGCUUCGAGGGAAAAAUGCCAAUGGGGAGUAUUUCGUUGUCGAAGAAAUUCUUCAAAUUCCGCAGCUGAACUUUCCGGUAUCAACUGGUAGCGAACUGCAAGCAUUUAGUGAAAGUAUGGAUCAUAAUGCCACUAAGAUGGUGGUCACCAAAGGACCGUAUACAUCUUCAAAUUCCUUGGACUUCAGCAAUUUAGCUGAUUUUGUUAAAAGAUUGAACACAGACAUUCGUCCUCAUGCCGUUGUCAUGUUCGGUCCUUUCAUCGAUGUCACUCAUCCCUUGAUAGUUAGCGCUAAGAUAGGAGACUUUCCGAAUUUGAAGAGUCAGCCCAAAACUCUCGACGAAGUUUUCACAAAAGUGGUCGCGCCUCUGUUGAAAGAGAUAAAUCCCGAUAUACAGGUUAUACUGGUACCAUCUACGCUCGAUGCGGUAUCCAAUCACGCUGCAUACCCACAGGAUUCGUUCGACCGGAAGCAGUUGCAGCUGCCCAAAAAUUUCAAGUGCUACACCAAUCCGUCUACAUUUCAACUGAACGAAACGCUUAUAGCGUGCUCGAACGCCGAUGCCUUCAAAGAUACGAAAGAAAUUGUCAAGGGGGGGAACACGAGCUUGAAGAACAGGUUCGACAGGAUUGCUGAACAUAUUCUAGCUCAGCGUAGAUUUUAUCCAGUAUUUCCUGGUGGACUUAAGAGGCGCAAGACCCGUGGUGAUGAUGGCGUGGAAGCAUGGGAACAUGUUUCUGGUGUUGACCUUGAUGUGCCUUACAUGGGCUUGACCGAGUUCUCCGGUAAUAUCAAUCCAGACGUUGUCCUGAUGCCCAGCGAAUUGACCCAUUUUGCGCGUGUUGUACAAAAUGUUUUAUUCAUUAACCCGGGCUCAUUCAUUAGGUCGUCGGGAGUAAGAGGAACUUUUGCCCAGAUCUCCAUCGCCUCGCCAAACCUACUUGAUGGGACUCUUACCAAAGUUGAGGAUGACGUAGAUGUUUAUCUUCACAAUGUCUGGAAGCGAAGUAGGGUCGAUAUAAUUACAGCUUAG